GAUAAAGAUUUUAUCUGCGGUGUGUUUAAGUCUAACUAUGCGAAUAUCUCUCUCAUAACAUUGUGACAAUCAUGGCAGGCGGCACUUCUAGUAUAAUAGAUGUUUCUUUAUAAUAUUUUAUGGCUAAUUAAAAAUCUAAUAUAGCAAUGGAUUAAUUUUUUGCGUAGGAAAAUGGAUGGUGUCAACAUAAAAACGUUGGGUUCUUUUAUAGGAAUGUUUGUAAUCUGCUUGUUCGUUAUAACACUAUAUGAAGUACAAAAUGUGUUGAAUAUAUCAAAAAUUCCGACGGUAUCUAUCAGAAUGAACAGAACCGAACAGUUGACAAGGGGAGAUGGGAGACUUCAGUCCACCUCACAGUUCCCUAAAAUGGUACUGGUUUUAACGUACAUGCGAUCAGGUUCGAGUCUUACAGGAGAUAUUCUACAACAAAGUUCAGAGGCAUUUUACGUAUAUGAACCAUUUAGAGCCAUUGAAUCUCGAAAUUCAUCCACGUAUACUAUUUCAUAUGUAAACGGGACCAAAAGGAAACCGCCAUUUUCGUUAACACAGGAAGCUGUAGAUGGGUUAUAUAAUUGGUUCACGUGCAACAUAUCACGACUUCCGGUCAUCGGAUUAUUUGAUAGUUUUCUUAACAUAGGUAUAAAGACACGUGCAAUGCAACCUUGUCUUCAGAAAGUUUACAAUAAAACAAAAAGUAGGGAGAGUGCAAUUAAAGUGUGUACAAAGCAUCUAGAAGAAAUAUGUAAAGAUUCUCCAGUACGUAUUGUUAAAACAAUCAGAAUGGCUGUCAAUGAUGUUAAACACUUGUUAAAAGAAUUGCCAACUUUAAAAAUCGUGCAUUUAGUUCGAGAUCCGCGUGCAACACUUUAUUCACAAUAUCAUUUUGGAAUGUGCAAACAACAACGAGGCGGUUGGCAAUGGUGUGCGAACAAUUUAUGUAAAAGAUUAGAAAAUGAUGUGUUAAAAUUAGAAAGUCUAAAAAUAAAAUACCCUGAUAGAAUAUUGAACGUUCUAUACAAAGACAUAGCAAAAGAUCCAUUGACAAUGUCCAGAAAAAUGUAUGACUUUAUAGGAGAAGAUUUUACUAGGCAAGCCGAAUCAUAUAUUUACAAUAUAACAAUGGCUGGGAAUCAAAAUAACUGUGCAAUAUGCACGACACGUUCGAACUCAUCGGAGCACAUUAAUACUUGGAAAAAGAAGAUGAAUCAAGAAUUUCUACAGAUUGUUAAUGAACGAUGUAAUUAUAUUUUAAAACGUUUGAAUUUCGAUGUUUUUCCAGCAUCUCAAUUGUGAUGUUUUUUUGUGAUUUGAAAAAGACCUCAGGUGAUAUGUACCAUAGUUACUUUAUCAAUAUUUAUAUUCUUUUGUUGAAAGCAUCGAUAGACAAACAUUGAACAUAUCAAAACGUGUAUGUAAAAUAUGAUAUCUUUUAUCUUCCUCCUGCUCAUCAAUUCAAAUGAUUUUUUGCUGCAAUAUUUUUUUCGGCCGUCCCUAAAUGCAGACGAUCAUUGUGUAUUACAUUUUAACAGUUGUGUAUAAAAUUUUAGUUGCACCAUAUUGCAAGCGAUUAUGUUGGCUAAUUUGGUACACUUUGCGCGUUGCGUUGUCGAUAGCGACGACACAACCUAUAUCGUUAUCACCUUGUCGUCUUGUCGCUAGCGAAACGUGCCAUUGAACGGCGCGUUGUCGCACUGUCGCCUUGUCGUCCUGUCUCUAGCGAUGCACGCCAAACGACGCGAUGUCGCUUAACCCUUUCCCCAAUCCUUCUAUUUGAUCUGAACGAUAAUGUGACAUCACGACAACACGCCGUACGAAACGCGCCAUUUGGCGUGCAUCGUUCGCGACAGGACGACAAGACGAAAGUCCGACAACGAGCCGUUUGGCGCUUUAUCGAGCUUUCGCUAGCGACAACUCGACGCACAAAAUCGUUCCAAAUCAGCCAUCAUAUGCGAUAGAUAUCCGAAUGAUUCAAAUUGCAUUCAAGCAAAAUUUUAAGUCAAUACAUACAUAAUUAUGGUGUUUUAUCAAAUGAAGACGUGUCUAUGAGUUAAUAAAUAAAAACAAGAACAUUUUUAGUGAGGUCUCACAUAAAUGGUAUAAGAAUAGAAAAAUAGAAUAAUAUCUAGAUUUUAUUGGAAAAAAUGAUGUAUUUAAUAUGUAUUUGCAUUAAUGUUUGUUCUGAAUUGCGUUUAAUAUUCAUUUCCGUCCAUGAACAGGCUUACACAAACUUGACGUUGAGCCGUUCUUAGCGAUCUACUAGGAUGUUUUAUUCUUUAUUUUAUUGUAUCGGUUUUAUCAAUACAUGAAAUAUGUUACUGCUCAUUAUCAUUAUUAACAAAUUAGAAGUUAGAUGUUAGAUUAAUUCAAUCCCAUAUCAACUAAGAGGAUAGGUGAUCUAGCGGUUGAGGUACCUGCCUCUCAAUCCAGUGAGCCUUACUCGGAUUGCUAUGUACAUUUUAAGAACUUAUCUCAGUAUUUGUGUUUCUUAUGAUUAAUAGCGUAAUCUCAAAAUUCACUUUAUGAAAAUUUUGGAAAGCCCAAACAUCAAAGAAUAAUAUUAGAAAAUACAUGUACAUUGUUUUUAAAUUCUGAUUGAUAAAAAGAUGACGAAUCUUGCCAGAUUCAUUACGUGCACAAGUUUAAACCAUAAUUAAUUUGCUUCAAAGCACAGAAGGCGCUGAAUUUGUUUGGGUCUCAUAAUGUCAGAUAGGUGAAGCUUGUGAGAUUAUAAACAAAUUUGUUUUGUAAAGUGCCACCAAUGUUGUUUCCAGUGUUAUUACUGUAGUAAAUUGGCUAUAAUUGCAACGCUGAUAGUCAAUUGAAUGUUUAUUUGGCUUAAACAAUUAAAAAAAAUAAUAAUAAAAUAAAAAUCAACAACAACAAACCAGACCGCUCGCUUCCUAAACGAGCGUGUAUCCCCUCGAUUAAGGGGAAGUUAUAAGAUGACAGCCUGAAGAAAACCACAUUAUUGUAAAUAAGGGUUUGUAACCCUUAUUAAUUUCGAGAUAUUUUGUUCACGGUAAAAAAAUCUGUUGUUUAACACUGAUGUAAAUAAUCAUAGAGCUUAAUAUAAGCAUGUAUAUCUGUAAGAUUAGAUCUCUUCGACCAAUCGAGAACUAUUUUUUCUUCCCCGAUAGGCUUGAAAAUUAAUGCACCCGUCAUUUGACAAUCUUUACGCAGUGAUUUCUCCUUAAUUUCCGGCGUUAGUGUACUUAUAAAGGAAAUUAUUCGCUUCGCUGAGUUCGGACUACUUUCGGAUUUUGCAAAAAAAGCAUAUCAGGAUCUGAAGUCGCCAAAACUUAGUAGUCGCCAGAUGACUGAACAUGAACAGAUCAAAGCUUUAUAUUUAGAGCAAAAACGAUAAACAGCCUUCCAUUUUAAUAUAAAAAACUUUCUGAACCCAUAAUAUGUGAAUUUGGUUGAAAUGGCAUUGUUGUAGAAAAAGCAUUUCCACAAGUGCAUAUUUCAGCCAAAUCGAAAAUAGAUAUCAUAUUUUAUCAUUAUUUUACGAUACCUAUCAGAAAAUGGAUUAUGUCCAAUAUCAAGAGCAUACAGCAUGAUAUAGCUUUAAAAGGUGUUAUAAUCAUUAUAUUAAAUACGGACCUGUCUUCACGCUUCUUCGCACUGUAAUAAGAAGGGUGUUAGACAGGUCGAACCUCCAGGUGUUACUGUAUCGAUGAUACAACAACACUUUUGUAGUUUAUUGUAUUCAAAACCGAUAUUGUAUUUGGCGCGGACUGUACAGUAUAUAUACAUAUUUAAUCAUUUUAUCUGAUACACCAAUUUCUGUUAUCUUUUCGAUAUUAUCUAACAUUCACACUGACUGGUUUGUCAAAUUCAUACACAAUUCUGGUGAAUUAUAUAACCCCCGAUAGCAGCAAAAAGAACAAACAUGUUCAGAAAAAAACUCGCAGCCUCAGUUCGAUUGAGUUCAUUCAAAAUGGCAUCAUCUCAUAAAGUCGCUACUUUCGACUUACCCAGUAUUCGAUUUCCAACACGAGAACACUCGUAGUAUUCGACUUAAGUAGGAUUCAUUCUUCAACACUAGAUAUAUUUCGACUUUAGCAGAAUUCAGCAGGAUUCAAACUUCAACACUCAAUUUAUUUGAAUUAUUGAUCACAGAAACCAAACAAAAAUGUAAUAAAGUCAAAAUGAAAAACAAAAUUAACUGGCA
This is a messenger RNA of Ruditapes philippinarum (Manila clam), 4174 nucleotides long. Its product is annotated as carbohydrate sulfotransferase 3-like. The coding region runs from base 172 to 1293 and encodes 373 amino acids. Gene Ontology annotation, biological process: N-acetylglucosamine metabolic process; sulfur compound metabolic process. The record is from RefSeq and is a predicted model, not a curated record. Gene Ontology annotation, molecular function: N-acetylglucosamine 6-O-sulfotransferase activity. NCBI's taxonomy places the organism in Eukaryota, Metazoa, Mollusca, Bivalvia, Venerida, Veneridae. The transcript has 5 exons.